This is a messenger RNA of Phlebotomus argentipes, 766 nucleotides long. Its product is annotated as tropomyosin Por p 1.0101-like. Lineage: Eukaryota; Metazoa; Arthropoda; Insecta; Diptera; Psychodidae. The record is from RefSeq and is a predicted model, not a curated record. The transcript has 4 exons. Bases 77 to 724 code for a protein of 215 amino acids.
CUGAAAGCUUCCGUUGGUUCGCAAAGCGUGAUUUGGCGUCGCGUGAAAAGUGCAAUUGGAAUAAUUGUUGGUGAAAAUGAACGCCGAGAUUGAGGAAUUGCAGGCAAAGCUGAAUGAGUACGAGUCAUAUCUCGACGAGGUGGAGAACAGCAGACAGUGGCUCGAGGAAGAAAUGGAAGAAUUGGCUGACGAGAAGGAAUAUGGCGAAAUCGUGCUGGCUUUGCUUGAGCAACUGAAGGAUUUGUAUAAAAAGUAUUUUGUCCAACAAUUGUGGGAGUCUGAGGAGGAGUUGUCGUCCAGUGAGUCGAGCAAUUCAGAAGAUUCGGAAGAAGAAUCCGAUGCAGCGCAGAGCUACGAGGAGAUAGCCGCGGACAUACAUCGAAUAAUCAGCAAAGUCGAGACAUUUCCGGAGCACGUGCUGGCGCAGGAGAAGGAGGUUGAGAGACUCGGUGCGGAUCUGCCGAUGAAGCAACGCAGAGCUGAAGAGCUCGAGGCGAAUUGCGCACAGAUGGAGGACACUCUCCGGAAGAAGCAGACGGAGAGGCGUCAGAAGGACAUCGGGAUGAAAGCCCAAUUGCAGAGCCUUAAGAAGAAGAAGGAGAAGAUCGACGAGGAAAAUGCAGCGUUGGCAAAAGAGAUUCAAAAGUUGACUAAUCGACGAGGACUCAUGCGAACAUCCAUAAAUACGUCUCGGAUUUAUGUGAGGUCUCGCAGGGUUUGCUAAGCAUGUGAACGCCGGCUCGUUUUCUUUAGCGGUUGAAUGGAG